AGACUCACCAUGGCAAGCGAUUCGUCGAUGACAACAGUUUUUGCUGAUUUUCAGAAAUAUCUUAACGAUGAGCAAGAAAUCAGAGAGCAAAUACGAGUUUUGGUACGAGACAUAGAGCAGACAACACGGGAAAUCCAUACACAACUUCAGCUUGUCCACCAACAUGGCGGAAUCAAGCAAGUGCAGGAGUUCUGUGAAAAAGCUGAGGCUUCUUUUGAGACACUAAGGGAGCAGUACAGAAAAUUGGCUGAAGCUGUUCCACCAGGACAAUACUAUAGGUUUCACGACCAUUGGAAGUUUUCUAUGCAACGUUGUUGUUUUUUGUCAGCUUUCAUAACCUAUCUCCAGACAGAAAAACUAGUAACAAGGGAGGAAACUGCUGCAAAAUUAGGAGUUCAGGUGUCCAGGGACAAUGGAUUUCACAUGGAUCUUGAUGACUUCUUAAUAGGUGUCCUUCAGGUAGCCAGUGAAUUGUCACGAUUAGCUGUUAAUGCAGUCACAGCAAGUGAUUAUUCUCGGCCGUUGCGGAUAGCAAAGUUUGUUGCUGAACUGGACGCUGGCUAUAGACUGCUAAAUCUAAAGAAUGAUGCAUUAAGAAAGCGAUUUGAUGGCCUGAAAUAUGAUCUGAAGAAAGUAGAAGAAAUUGUGUACGAUCUUACUAUCAGAGGCCUAAAAGCAUCAGAAGAUCCACCUAAGGAAUGAAGGGGCAAUAACUCCUGUGACUUUGAAACAAUGUUGUCCACUGUUACUUUGUGACAGUCCUGUGUGUUGGUGACUUGGAAACAAGAGUUUUUUGGUGUUAUAAAUGGCUACAGAGGUGCUGCUACAGUUUGUAAGGACAGAAAAUAAAGCAGAUUCCUAUACAAUGUAUUUCACAACUACAGUAUGGUUUUUCAGACUGUAUUGAAAUGAAGAUAAACAUUUUCUAAUAUGUUAAAUGAUAUGGGUGAAUGCAGGGGACCAAGGAAACACAUGCUGAAAUUAAAUAAAACGUAAAGCAAUUGUCAUGUUUUUCUGUCAAUAAGCCCAUUCAUAUAUUUAUAUCAUAGUUCUCUAGAAUCACUAAACUUUAUAAUUAUUCUGUUUACAGAACUUAGCCAUCCUUUGAACAUGUGUCAUCUCAAGAGAAUCCCCAUUGUUUGUCUUUAUGCAUAAUGCAUGAUCUGACUGAAAGGAUCAGGAUAACUUUUAGCGAUUGUGUUUUGUCUAUCAUCACAGCAAUAAGAAAACUGUUUACAUUUUAAACUUCUCCUCAAGAUCCACCUGAAAUAAUCCUGGUCCUUAUUAAAUGUUGUUAUUUUUUUAGUCAGUCCAAAAUCAGAAAGACACCUAUGGUCGUCAUCUUAAACAAAAAAUUUUUUAACCUCUUUUUUGAAGUUAAAUUGGUGCCAUGGAGUUGAAAAUUGGUGGGAAUGUGAAGGAAGGGAAGCUGACAAAGUGUUGUUAUUAUAUUGCUUCAUCAAAAGGUUCAAUAUGAUAGUCAUAACGGUUAUUUUUCAAACUGAUCGUGCAUUCAUGGAACCUCUAAAACUUCUCAAGUGGUAUUGAUCUGAAACAUAGAAAAAAUGAUCCAGAAAUUGUUUUUGAUUAAAUGUUCUUAUUUUCCAGGUUUCCAUAAAACUGCCAUCUUGAAAACACAUUUUAGACUUCUCCGCUGGUGCCAUUGAGUUGAAUUGUUUUGAGAAUGUUGAGAAACUGAAAUGAGGAGAGAUUGCCUUUGCUGCUAAAUGAUUCCAAAUUGAUUUAAUCAUUUAAUAACUGUUCCUACUACAAAAACUACUACUACUAAAUUUAUAUCCUAUAUAGAACUUGAUAAUCAGAAGACCAUUAAGGCCAAAGGGCUUCUUGUCUUAUUUCUUAUCAUUCUUAAACACUGCUGCUGUGAUUUCAAUAAAAUUUAGCAGAAAGCUUCCACUGGACACUUCUUAACUUAAAUUUUCAAUUUUGUGAUUCCCACCCUCAUGGCUGAAGGACAGUACAAAAUGAGGAAAAAUUUGCUUAUAUUUCAAAAAUCUUCUCCACGCUAAGAUACUGUACAAUAAAAAAUUCAUCAUGAUUAUAGUGAUACUGAGCCUCUUGUAUUGUGAUGUGGAGCACAGGAAGAUAUUAAUAUAGAGACGUAGUUUAUGGCUAAACUGUAAGAGCAUGGAGCAUAUCAUAGUAGCUCAGUACUGUAGGCUGGCCGAUGUUGUGACAUACCGCUGCACACAUUGAGGAAUAUCUGACAUUAAUCAUUCUACAAGCAGACAGUCAACUCGUAAUCUAACAGAGUAUUCAUGUGCAGUGCAGUUAGAACGUAAAACAAUUUUUCAUGUGAAACUUAGUUCUCCCUGAGAUACAAAGAAUGACCAAAGUCUGAUUAUUCAUGACAUAAACUUUAUAUAACAUAAUAAAUAUCAUUUAACAUCAUUUGUUUAAUGCCUGUGCAUUGGUUCUUGGUCCUUUUUAUUUCCUUCCAACACCUGGUUUUUUUUAUUCCUAGCUUCACUGAAAUUCUAUGACGGCCUGGUACUCCAGAAUGGGCAGACAUUGCUGUCAUUAUAAACAAGAAUACAAGAAAACAAAUAAAAACCCUGUAAAGGUAAAUAUGUUAGCGGUGCAAGUAAUGCACUAAAAUAAGAUUGUGUUAAUUGUUGCUUCUGGAUGUUAGAUAUACUUUAGCAUGUAUAUAGUUCAAAUCUGUGGCGUUAACUUUUGUAUUCUGAAAUACAGAAAGUGAAGUAGCAAUAAAUUCCAUGAUCUUUGAUUGACAGGUACUUGCAUUGAUUGACAGGUACUUGUUUAUUUGUUUUUAUGUAAUGUUUAAGGUAUAUAUGAAGAUUUUAGUCAACAUACAAGGAAAAGAACGCUGACAAGUUAUUCAGGUUAAAACUUCCGAAUAGGGAAGAAAGGAUGAUUGUGGUAAUAUGAUUGACCAUGACUGAUUGGUCAGAGCUAUGAAAAGUUUGAUAUAAUAAAUACUUUUAAUCUG
This is a messenger RNA of Ylistrum balloti, 2971 nucleotides long. Its product is annotated as translin-like. Gene Ontology annotation, biological process: RNA metabolic process. The record is from RefSeq and is a predicted model, not a curated record. The transcript is spliced from 6 exons. NCBI's taxonomy places the organism in Eukaryota, Metazoa, Mollusca, Bivalvia, Pectinida, Pectinidae. The coding region runs from base 10 to 702 and encodes 230 amino acids. Gene Ontology annotation, molecular function: single-stranded DNA binding; sequence-specific DNA binding; RNA binding. Gene Ontology annotation, cellular component: nucleus; cytoplasm.